AUGGUUAUCUAUCUAAAUAUGCCUAUCUAUUUAUAUCAAUAUACUAAUUCUUCUCUCUCUCUCUCUCUGUCUCUCUCUCUCUCUUUCUCUAUCUAUCUAUCUAUCUAUCUACCAGAUUAUACUAAUUAUUCCUCUAUCUCAAAUGCUAUCUAUCUAUCUGAAUAUAUCUCUCUAAAAUGCUAUCUCAAUAUGCUAAUUAUACAUGUAUCUAUCUAUCUAUCUAUCUAUCUAUCUAUCUAUCUAUCUAUCUAUAUGCCAAUUAUCUAUCUAAAUAUUCCUAUUUUGUUUUAUUUAUUUAAAUUCUUUUGCGAUCUCUGCUUGCCUUCAGUGACAUUCAAACUUUUUGUCAGCUCCCUUUUCUCUCUCUCUCUCUCUCUCUCUCCCUCUCUCUCUCUCUCUUUCUCUCUCUCUCUCUAUUACUCUCUCUCCCUUUCUUACUCUCUCUCUCUCUCUAUUUCUUACUCUCUCUCUCUUUAUCUCUCCUUUCUCUUCACUCUUCUCUUUUUUAUGUCUCUCUUACUCUCUCUCUUACUCUCUCUUUCUUACUCUCUCUCUCUUUAUCUCUCCUUUCUCGUCUCUCUUCUCUCUUUUUCUCUAUGUCUCUCUUACUCCCUCUCUCUCUCUCUAUAUAUAUAUAUCCUCUCUCUCUCUCCUCUCUUUUCUUUUCUCUUUUCAUGUGUCUCUCUCACACUCUCUCUCACUUUCUCUAUCUCUUUAUCUCACUCUCUGCCUGCUCUCCCUUUCCCUGUCUCACUUUCUCUCUCUUUAUCUCUCUCUCUCUCUACUCUCUCUUCUCUCUCUUUUUCUGUGUCUUUUUCUCACUUACUCUCUCUUUAUAUCUCUCUUCUCUCGCCUCUCUCUUUUUCUGUCUGUCUCUCACUCUCUCUGUCUCACUUACUCUCUCUCUCUCACUUAGUCUCUCUCUCUCUCUUUAUCUCUCUUCUCCCUGUCUCUUUUUCUAUGUCUCUCUCACAUACUUACUCUCUCUCUCUCUCUCUCUCUCUCUCUCUUUACUCUAUUUUAUUCCCGUACCCCACUCACUCCUCUCUGUCUUUCUGUCUCUUUUUUAUCCCUUUCUUUUUCACGCCUGGUCGUUAUGCCUUUAAUAAUUCUUUCUCUUUAUAA
Acanthosepion pharaonis is the source of this 1125-nucleotide messenger RNA. Lineage: Eukaryota; Metazoa; Mollusca; Cephalopoda; Sepiida; Sepiidae. The record is from the annotation of a GenBank genome assembly.